AAUUAGCAGUCGAUUUGAAUGAAGAUAAAUGUCGAAAAAUUUGACUUUGAAAGUUCCAAAAUUUUUAUGUUAAAUCGUAUAUUACAGGGAAAAAAAAGAGAGAAAAAGAAAGAAAGAAGGAAGGAAGGAAGAAGGAAAGGAAGAAGGAAAGGAAGAAAAGAAAGAGAAAGAAGAAAGAAAUAAAGAAAGAAAGGAAAAAAGGAUUGGAAGGAAGGGUCACAGCAGUGGCGCCAACUACGGCGAAAAAUGGAAUGAGAGCUUAGGCCGGAACCGCGCAGAUCGUCCUCAGUAGUUGCCCAGACGCUGUCACGGGCGUAGCUGGAUGCUGGGUUGUCUCUCUCUCUCUCGCGCGCGCGCGUGUGCCGCAGGGAGGUGCUUCCUUUUCUUCUUCCUCUUCCUCCUGACCUACCACCCUCUCGCCGUUUCCUCCUGUCGCCGUUUCUCCUUCUAUUUUCGACGAGGCGAAUAAAAUAAUUCAUAAAUUAAUCUAAGAGCAAGUUAUAUACGCGUGGCAGUAGUAGUAACAACACAACAAUAACAAUAACAACAACACAACGAGGAGGACGACGACGACGACGACGACGACGACGACGACGACGACGACGACGAGGACGACGACUACAAUAUUUAAUAAUAUUUAAUAAUAAUGAUAAUAAUAGUAAUAAUAUAAAGAAAAGAAGAAAAAAGCCAUAUACACGAGACAACGCACACAUACACGUAUAUACAUACACAAUUACUCUACUUCUUCCCUCUCCUCUUCCUCUCCACCAAUCUCUCUCCUUCCACCAGCCUCGUCUCGAUAUCGGCUCACGUCCGUUUUCGCUCGCCGGCCGGGAGGAAGAGAGAAAAGGAGAGAGAGAGAGAGAAGCUGCAUAAAAAAGGGGAAGAAAGAAAGAGAGAGAGAGAGAGAGAGGGAGAAGUGGAGAGAGUGAGUGAGUGAGUGUGUGUGUGAGAGAGAGAAAGAGAGAAAAUGUGAUAGAGGGGGUGGUGGUUUCUUGCCGGUCGGUUGGAGGAAGAGAGAGAGAGAGAGAGAGAGAGGUAGAUAGAGAUAGAGAUAAAACUGAUCGACGACGAAAGAAUAUAAGAAAAGAAGAAGAGCCGAUAGAAAAUGUGGUGAGAAGGAAGAAGUGUGUUUCUGUGUGUGGUGCAGUGCGGUGUUGUGUUUCUUUUUGUUUUUCUUCUUCCACUGGAAAGAAAGAGAGAGAGAGAGAGAGAGAGAGAGAGGGAGAACGCCGCCGUAUAGAAGAUAAGAGAAGAGGAAAAGAGAAAGAAAGAUAGAGCAUGGCGUGGUCGGAUUUAGCAUGUGUCUACUCGCCGUGAUGUGAAAGUGCGUCGAGAGUGAAAACGAAGAGACAGAAAACGAAUUAAUAAUUUAAUCAACGUGGAUCUCUGAACGGUGAUAAUGACGAUGAAGACGACGACGACGACAAUGAUUUUUGUGAUAUUGAUAGCGAUUCUAUUCAAGGGAAGAGGAUCUUUUCGUACUCGGCACUGAAACCGUCCGGCAUUCUAAAUUAAGGAAUGGAGGGAACGUGGCAGUGGGAGCAGCGAAAGCACUGCCAUAUCAUACUGCUUAAUCCUUCAUCGUACGUAAAGAAAAACCCGAGACAAGUUGCAGCCAUUGAGAAAAUGGUCAUACGCAAGUACAAUAUCAGCGAGGACGAUUUUAAAAUCAUGGAAACCGUGGUUCUGAAAACGGAGCCACACAAGGCAGGCCAGCAAUGGAAGUUUGCGGGUGCUUUCUACUAUGCAACCACGGUUCUCACCACAAUCGGUUACGGACACUCAACGCCAAAUACCAUAAGCGGUAAACUCUUCACGAUGUUCUAUGGAAUCGUUGGAAUCCCAUUAGGACUCGUGAUGUUCCAGAGUAUAGGCGAACGCCUUAACAAGUUCUCAUCCGUUGUGAUACGGAACGUAAAGAGUCUUCUGAAUUGUAAGGAUGUCCAGGCUUCGGAGAUAAAUUUGAUCUGCGUUGUGACGACCUUAUCGUGUCUGACCAUCGCUGGUGGUGCAGCAGCGUUUUCCAGAUACGAAGGGUGGUCCUAUUUCGAUUCCAUUUAUUAUUGCUUCAUCACUCUGACGACCAUAGGCUUCGGUGAUAUGGUAGCUCUUCAAAAGGACAAUGCUCUGGAUAAUAAGCCAGAGUACGUAAUGUUUGCCUUGAUAUUCAUACUCUUUGGAUUGGCCAUCGUUGCGGCCUCCCUUAAUUUGUUGGUCCUGAGAUUCGUCACGAUGAAUACCGAGGACGAGAGACGAGACGAGGCCGAAGCUUUGCAGGCUGUACAGGAAGCAGUACGUUUGGAAGGUGAUGUGAUAACUGCAAACGGCUCGAUAUUGUCGGAGCGAGUCGGUAAUCACGGUGAAACAGUUUCGUUGGACGACGAGGCAUCAGUAUGUAGCUGUCGCUGUACCGGCUUUCAAAAGAAACGCCGGAGACCGCGUUUUACGGUUCGUCGCUCACCCGGCAAGAUUUCUCAUCUCUUACCGAUGCAGCAAUUUUCACAACCGAAUCAACGUGCCGAAUUAAGACCACCCCAGUUGACGCCGUUGUUACAAUUACAAACGUUGCAUCAACAUCGUGCCAGUAUCUGACAACGUUCUUAUGCUUCUUCGUUAAAUUCGAUAGAACGUCAGCCAAGACGAGAGUCCGUCUGAUCGUCCAUAGAAAAGCCAAACAUUUCUAUGUUCGAUCAACGACUAAAAGUCGAUGGCCAAGUAAAGUCGUGUUCAACAAACGUCUCGUCUUGUUCUCCAAAAUUUCGAUGUAAUUUUUCAAGACGGCACUGAUAUCAACAGUUCAACUUUCUUCGUGGAUAAAUAAAAAGAUAAGAAAGGAAAAAACAACAAAGGAAACAAACUAUUCUGUCUACCGUGCAGCAGCACCUCGUUCGAACGUCAAAGAAAGAACGUCGGUGGAGUGUGAAACCAAACGCGUACAGCUUGGCUCUUCCUUUCAUUUUCUACUCGGACGAACAUUAUAUACGUUGAUCCAUUAAUAUUUCAUUUUAUCUACGAUAAAGUAAAUUCGUCUCUCUCUUAUCUUAAAUUAUUAUACACACGUACACUUACUUAUCUCUGUCACGAAUUAUCAUAGUAAAGAUAUCUAUGUUUUCUUUAGAUGAUUUAGUCGGCGAACGAGAUAAUUGUAAUGGAGUGAACUAUAGAAAAGAGAGAGGGAGAGAGAGAGAGAGAAAAGAAAAAUAAAUAGAGAUUCGUUCGUCCGAGUUCCAUUGAUCGUGUAAGCCCAGGCGUGUUAUAUGUAACACAUGAUAGAUAGACGUUCCACGUGCGGAGCAAUUUUCUUGCCUUUUAUUAAAAAGUAGUAUCUAUUUGAAUAUUUUUUAAUGUCAAAGAAUAUAUCUUUAGUAUUCCAAAUUUCGACAUGUAUGUACACGGAGGUAUACGUAGUAUAAAUGUGAAGAGUGCUAGUAGCGAGCCAACCGAACGUUUCCACGCGUGUAACGUGGCGACGAAAUUUCAAAAGUUAGAAGAAAAGAAGAAGAAAGAGGAGAGAAGAAAAAAAAAAGGAAAAGAAAAAACCAAAGGAAAAUAAAAAAGCUUUAAUGAAGACGACCAACCCCCAACAAACAAAUAAAUAAAUAAAUAACAAUCUCGGAUCGUUCGACGACUCGUUACAAUAAAUAAAUAUAUAUAUAAAAAAAAGGAAAAAACAUAAAAAAAAUAAUAAAAAAAUGAUUAUUGAUAAAGAUCUUCAGUAUGUUUCUAAUGAAAGCUCGUCAUAUUUGUAUAUGACGUUGCAUCGUGCACCGAUUCGUGAUCGAUGAUAAAAUUCGAUGAGAAGCCAAACGAUUCGAUGCACCGAAUUCUUCAUUAAUUGUUACUUCGUUCGAUCACAAAUUAAUAAUAAUAAUAAUAAUAAUAAUAAUAAUAAUAAUAAUAAUAAUAAUAAAUAAUAAUAAUAAUAAUAAUAUUAAUAAUAAAACGAGAAGGUGAAACGAGGGUCGACUAUUAAACUUCGUACGUCUUCGUUAUUAUCGACUACAAAGUAAAAACAAAACAAAAAAAAAAUGAAAUAAAAAUAAAAAUCAAGAGAACGACGUAUGAAUUCGAGAUUUGUAAUAUAUUAGGAUUAUAGUUAUACGUAUAUGAAACACAACGAUCUUACAAGAUCGGGAGUCAUUUUUAUGAAUACGAAAAGUAACAUAUACACACGAGCAUUACAAGAAAAGAAUAAGAGAGAAAAAAUAAAUAAAUAAAAGAAAAAGGGGGGAGAGAGAUAGAACGAAUUUGAGAAGCGUCUAGCUAAUUGCAUUUCUAAUCUAGCACUUUCAUUUUCGUUGUGAGCUCAUCUAAUGCAUCUCGUUUUUUCUUCUCUCAUAUAUAUAUAUAUAUAAAAAAAAAAGAAAUAAUAAUAAUAAUCAUCUGAAAACUUUUGUAUAAUCGUUACGUAAAAUCUUAAGUCUUGAUCCAUUUCGACGUUAAAUGCACCAAUCUUUUUGACGAAUAAUAUUUCUAUCGAUUUCUCCGCUUGUUAUAAUCGUAAGGAUAGAUAUUAUUUGAUCGAUGAAGAAAAACGAAAGAGAGAGAGAGAGAGAGAGAGAGAGAGAGAUAGAAACGGAUAGAGAGAAAAAGAGAGAGAAAGAGAAAUACACUCCCAACUGUUCAUAAACUUAAAAAUAGAAAUCGAAUUAAAUUAAUAGCACGUGAAUAUUAAAUGGCGUUUUCAAUCAAUAAGAUUUUGUAAUAAACCAACCAAAAAUAUACGUAUUCAUUUAUUUUCUUUUUUUUUUUAUUUGAUUUUAUAUUAUAAUUAUUAUUAUUAUUUUAUUUUCUUAUUUUUAAAUCCUUUCUCGACAAAAAUAUCACGGAAAUGUCAAGGUUCGCGUAGAAUAUUCCGUGAAUAAUUUUUAAUCGUAGGAUGAUAUUUUGCGUCGAAGAUAGAGCCAGCUUAUAACUCAUUCUUUUUUUUUCUCUUCUUUCUUUUUUUUUUUAUGAUGUUACAUGAUAAUACGAUGCCAGGUGCAAAAAAGAAGAAGAAAAGAAAUGAAGAAAAUAAUUAUAAUAUUAAUAUUAAUAUUAAUAAUAAUAAUAAUAAUAAUAAUAAUAAUAAUAAUAAUAAUAAUAAUAGAACGACCAUCGAAAAUUGUCUACCCUGGAAUCCGUUUUCCCGGAAAAUAUCUCUCUAUUAUUGGUAGCACCAAAUGCCUUCUUUUUAAAAACCAUUUAAGAUGAAUAUUAAUCGAUCGAUAAUACACAAUAUUUUAAAAUAAGAUUCUGAAAUGCGUUUUAAAAUCCGAAUCCAGAGUAAUAAUGAAAAAAAAAAAAGAGAGAGAGAAAGGGAAAGAAACAAAGAAACAAAGAAACAAAGAAAGAAAGAAAGAAAGAAAGAAAGAAAGAAAGAAAGAAAGAAAGAGCGAUUACCACACAGAAAAAUCGUUAUUUAACGCUAAUAAGUCGAACCUUAUCUCUGCUUAAUGUUUAAAUAGAAAAGCCGCGUAAUCGGCUUUAUACACAUAAUGAAUUUCUUUAGAAACAAAAUCUCGUUCAAUUUGUAAAUGAUGUGCCUGCUUAAGUGUCAAAAGAAGAAGAAGAAAACAAAGAAAGAAAAAGAAACCAAUGAACGAUUAUUAAAUUGCUCCGAAAUGAUUAUAUUAUUAUUAGUACGGGCAAGUACAAAAAAGGACCCGUUUAUAUAACGGUUAUGCGAAUUUAGAUUUAAUCAUCCGGUUAAUCAUUAUUAUCGAGUCAUUAUGUUUCGAAUUUUAAUAACUCGAAACUUAUAGUUCACUCAAAACAAAGUAUAUCAAACAAAAUCGAUAUCUCUCAUCGAUAAAAACUUCUUACAUACAUACGUACAUAAAUACGAACGAAUCUCGCAUGACAAAUUUAUUCGAAUUUCUUGCGCUACGUUAAUAAGAAAAACAAAUUACGUAAAAAUGAUAAAAAUGACGACUUAUCAGGAGAGAUUCAUUAAUUGAUUAAUAAAACGUUUAUUAGUUACACCGUUUUACAAACUUAAAAAAUGAUAUAAUUCACAUAAACAAUUGGAAUAUUCUAAUAUACAUAAUAUAUCAGUAAAAAUCGAUCGAAAUAAUCAAUUAUUACGUAAUGAUUCCUAUGUGAAAUCUUGUUUUUUUAUAAGAAAAAAAAAUAUAUAUUGAAUAUAUAUACCUUGAAAUAUAUAUGUAUAUAUAUAUAUAUUUCUUACUAUUCAUAUAUUCGAACUAUAUAUAUAUUUCUUAUAUUAAUUACAAUUCAUGUAAAAUUAAUUUGUUCGUUAUUUUUAACAACAACCGAAGUACACGUAUUCUGAUUAUAGAUAAGAUUCGAAUGAUCGAUUCUAAUGAAAUAAACUCGUUUAUUUAGUUGCUCGUUUAGUAUUUAUAAAACGAAAUUUACUAUGUUUCAUUGUGUCACGGUAGUUGUAAGAAAGAAGAAAAAAAAAAUGAUUUUUUAUCUACCGCAAUACAUAUUACGAAACGACCAUAAAAUAUCACGUACGAAAAGAGAAAAAAGGGGUGAGAGAGAGAGAGAGAGAGACAGUGAGAGAGAGAGAGAAAAAGAAAGAGAAUAACAAAUCUAUUAAAAAUAAUCUCAAAACCAGGGUGAAUACAUAAAUACGCUCGUCGAAAGACGCUACCUAUCGAUUGUAAUAUAAUGUUGUAAUAUAUUAUUAAGAUACACAGGGAUGGGGAUAAAAUUUCGAGUCUAGUUUGACAACUUGUAAAUAAGCGUUUUUUGGAUAAUUCAAGGAUACACAUAUAAGAUAUGUACAAUAAAAUAUGCCGGUAUAUUUAGAGUUCUACGACAUAUAUAUAUAUAUAUGUAUAUGUGUGUGUAUAUAUGUGUAUAUAUAUAUAUAUGUAUGCAUAUAUAUGUAUAUAUGUGUAUGUAUAUGUAUAUGUAUGUAUAUAUAUAUAUGUAUAUAUAUAUAAAGCUCAUCUUUCAAACUUCUUUUUUUAGUAAUUACGAUUAAACUUUAAUGUUAAAAUCAUAGAUGACUGCUUACUCGAGACGCAAAGAUCGCAUUUUAUCUCUAAUAUAUUAAACAUAUUUAAAUUUCUCUUAUAAAAAAAAAAGAAAAAAAAAACCGUAAAAAAAAUCCAAAAAAAGAGAAGAAUUUGAAUACAUCGUCAAUGUAAUUUUGAGAAUAUUUAACGAAUCACUUAGUAAGUUUCAUUAAUAAAUUUAUAGAAAUGGAUUUUUUAUAAGAAGGAAAAUGAUCGAAUUGAUUAUCAAAAUUAUAUGAAAAUUAGAUAUUUCGUUAAUAUCCAUAUUAUAAUUAAACAAACCAAAAGUUUUUCAUUGUUUGAAAUAAAAACAAUAUUUGAUAAUUGCAAACGUUUUUCUUUUUCGUUUGAUUGCAAUUCAUCUUGAAUGUAAUUCUAUUCGAAGAAGCAUGCAACAAUGGUAAAACAUAACUCUAUAUAUUGUUAUUAUUAUAAUCAUAAAAAAAAAAUUUAUGAAAAUAAUUAUAAGAGCAUUUCCUUCUUAUAAUUCGAUUGAUUUGUCAAAAAGAAGAUUUUAACUUUUCAAUGAAAAUAUUAUGUGCAUUAAUAACAAAGAAUCGUUAAUAAUAUUCGUAUGUGAAAUUUUAUAUUUUUUUUAUGUUUUUCGUCUCGUUGUAAGAUAAUAUUCAUUUUUCGAUUACUAUGUCGCGAUAAUGUUGCGAUGUAAUAAGUAACAAAAAAAAAAAAAAUAGACUAAUCAUUGAUUGAAUCUUCCGUAGACUUUCCGCCAAAAUUUGUUUACACCGUGAUUCCACUUUUUUCUUAAUUCACAAGAAAAAACGCAUGUAAAUAAAUUAAAAAACAAAGAUGACAUAAAUCGAAUAUUUAGCGAUGUGAAAAUGAGAAGAUUUCACAUUUUUAAUCUCGCAUUAGCAGGUAACGAACACCAUAAAGAAAGAGAGAGAGAGAGAAAGAGAGAGAUAAAGAGAAAAAUAAAGAAAGAAGAAAUACUGUUCGCAUUAACUCGAGUGUAUAUAUAUACAUAUAUAUAUAUACAUGUAUAUACAUAUAUAUAUAUAUAUAUAUAUACACGUAUAUACAUAUAUAUACAUACAUACAUACAUACAUACAUACAUACAUACAUACAUGCAGUAAUACAGUAAUAACGAUGAUUGCUGUAAAUUUACAUUAUCACAGUUGGAGAAUGUGUGAAAUUAAUUAACAAAGGAGAAAAAGGAAAUAAGAAAACAAGAAUAAUCAAGACACAUUUACUCACGCAAUGUUGCUAUAAGUGUUAUAGCAUAUAAGUAGUUUUUAAGAAUACCUUAGCUAUGAAAUUUUUUAAGUGAAAUGAAUAUAAUUCUAUAAAAGAAAAGAAAAUAACCGAAAGAAAGAAACAAAGAUGCAUAGCAAAAUAACAACAACAAAUUUGUUAAUUACAUAUGUAUUAAUGGUUAUUUGAAAGAAAAGCAAGCAAACUAUUGUAAUCUUAAUUAAUUCGUUCAUAGAAUGAAAAUGCGAAAAAUUUGGGGGGGGGGGUGGCGACGGAUGCAAGACCAAAUGUUAAAAAAAAAAAAGAAACGAAAAAUUCGUGCAAAGAAAAAAGCAUAAGUUCACGAUAAUAAUAGGAAUAAUAUCUUCAUGGUGAUCGUACCACUACUUUUUGCCAAUACAAUCUAUUAUGCUUCCUUAAGAAUUACGUAUGCUUUUUUAUUUACUAUAAUAUUUAAUAUCAUUCUCUCUCCUUAUAGAAAUAUGUACUUACAUAUUUACUUAAUAUUAUUCGCUGUUGCGAGGAACGAUUUACUUACGAUUUUUGUAAAGGAAAAGAAAGACGAAAGAGAAAGGGAAGAAAAUUGAAAAAAAAAAAGUAAAAAAAGAAGAAGGAAAAGGACAGAAAAAACCAUAUUAAUUGAUCUUCCAGACCUUGUAUUUAAAAUGUUCAGAUAUAAAUUAAGACUUAUUAAGAAUUAUUAACGGUACUUAUUUCGAUCGAUAUGGAUUAUCGAUCGAUAGUUUGUACAAAAAACAACAACAAAAAAAAAAGGAAACAACAACAACAUUUCUCAUUAUAACGCUAGAAAUAGUAAAACUCAUCGUUCGGUUUCCUCUCCCCGACAAUUGAGAAAGAAAUAAAGAGUGAAAGAAAGAAAAACAAAAAAAAUUGAGAAAAAGAUGUCGAUGAUAUAUGUUAGUUCGAAAAACGAUACUUGUAAAAAGAGAACACACACACACACAAACACAUACAUGCGCGCAUACACAUACACACACAUUAUGUAUUUAAAUAGUAUCCAUAUAAUUAUUUGUAAGAUAAAGAAGGACAGAAACCAGACUUUAUUGGAUAAUGAACGAACGAGACGAAUGAAAGCAAACAAAGAGAAUUUAAAAAAAUAUAAAAUCCUUUCAGCACGCGCGCGCGCCUUAAAACGAGCGACUUCGAUGUAAACAAAAAUCUGGAAGGAGACCACAUAUCCCUCACUUUCAUGUAAUUCUUAUUUAAUUAAAAAAGAAAAAAAGAAAAAAAAGAAAAAAAGGAGAAGAGAGAGAGAGAGAGAGAGAGAGAGAGAAGAAAAAAAGAAAGAAAGAAUAAAAGACCACACACAAAGUCUCACAAAAUGAGAAGACAAUGAUAACACAUCAACGCCGAAUAAUUAUAAUAAAGAUAAAGAUAAAGAUAAAAAUAAUGAAAGAAAGAAAGAAAGGGAAAAACGUACAUGAAUACAUAUACAUACGUACAUACAUACAUACAUACAUACGUACAUACAUACAUACAUACAUACGUACAUACAUACAUACAUACAUACAUACACACAUUAAUACGUAAAUAAAUAAAAUAAAAUAAAUCUUGUAAAAACAUCGAGUUAAACAACUGAAUUAUUAGGCGAAAAGAAAAGACAAAAAAAAAAAAGAAAUAAAGGAAAACGGAAAAGGAGAUAAAGGCUAAAAACGCGUUCGUGCGAUUCGAAAUAGGUUCCAAAAAUCUGCCUGCACACACCGCCACGUGUACUGACGUUUAAGUGGAUCGUACUUUGUAAAUUACUAUGGACUUCCUAAUUAUAUGCUGGUAUAUAUAUAAAUAUAUAUAUAUAUACAUAUAUGUAUAUAUGUAUGUGUGUAUACACAUACAUAUAAAAUACGAGUAUAAAAUUGUAUAUGUGUAUACACGUAUAUAUAUUAUACGUAAAUACAUGUGCUCUGCCACAAUAAAGCAGUUUUUUCUAAUCUAAAAAAA
This is a messenger RNA of Vespula vulgaris, 10146 nucleotides long. RefSeq names its product two pore potassium channel protein sup-9 (gene Task6). The record is from RefSeq and is a predicted model, not a curated record. Gene Ontology annotation, biological process: potassium ion transmembrane transport; stabilization of membrane potential. Bases 1522 to 2595 code for a protein of 357 amino acids. The transcript has 7 exons. Gene Ontology annotation, cellular component: membrane. Gene Ontology annotation, molecular function: potassium ion leak channel activity. Lineage: Eukaryota; Metazoa; Arthropoda; Insecta; Hymenoptera; Vespidae.